GACUAGGUGUUACGGUCGCUCCUUUACAAGCUGUAUGCGAUAUGCCAGAACUGCUGCAGGGAGAUUGCUGCUUCUUUCUUUUCUUUUUUUCUUUAAACAGCUUUCUGUCACAUAGGAUUCUUCAUUCUAUUGUCUCUCUCCACUCUGCUCAGAGGUGCGUGUAGGACCGGCCAUACAAGGAAUCAAGGCGCCUAUGGUUCUAAGAUCUCUGUCCAAAACAAGUCUCCUCUGCCUCUCUUGAAAUUGAGUUGCCACUUAAAGCUCGGAGCAAGAAAAAGAAAAAAGCGAGGAAUAAAUCUUAUAAUCAAACCAGGAAAUUGGCACAAAAAAGAGGAAAAACAAGAACGAAUGCAACAGAGGAAAAGUAGUCCUUAAGAAGGCUGAAUUGUUUCUUUGAACAGCCAAAGUCUGCCGCCAAAAUCUUAGUGAAUUGGCUAAUUUUCAUGGGUCAUUUAAGGAUCAUUUUUGGGAUAUGGACAGUCAGUUUACCUGAGAUUAAAAUGGUUUCAACUUUUGUAGACUCUUUCAUCGAUGAUGAAAACAUUACCCCAUGAUUCCUUCCUAGCAUAAUAAAUGUACCGACAAGCUGAAGGACUUAUAUCAACUAACCAGUCUGGGUGCUCGGACCCUUAGCUCGGAUGAUUAGAUUGGAAAUACCUGUUCCUCCUGGUCCGAAAAACUCCUCAGAGCUGACUGCCUUUUUCCAUUUGGCGUAUUUGUUGUAAUAACAAAGUUUAGCAACCAAAAUAAAGAUGGCUGCUGGAGUGGCGACAUGGCUGCCCUUUGCCAGGGCAGCGGCAGUUGGUUGGCUUCCUCUGGCGAAGAAAACUAUGCCCAAGCCGCCCGUGGACAAAAAGAGCCGCAAUGACGAGAUUCUCUUUGUCAACGUUAGCGGUUUUCGCUUCCAGACAUGGAAAAACACACUGGACCGCUAUCCCGACACCUUGCUAGGCAGCUCGGAAAAGGAAUUUUUCUUCAACGAGGACACUCAGGAAUAUUUCUUUGACAGGGACCCCGAGAUGUUCCGCCACAUAUUGAACUUCUACCGUACGGGCAAACUGCACUACCCUCGGCAAGAGUGCAUUCAGGCUUUCGACGAGGAGCUAGCUUUCUAUGGAAUCGUGUCGGACAUUAUCGGAGACUGCUGCAUGGAAGAGUACAGGGACCGAAAGAAGGAAAACCAGGAACGUUUGGCUGAGGACACCGAAGCAGAGAUGGCGACAGAUACACCUCUGCCACCACACAGCACACAUCGGGAGCGUUUGUGGCGAGCUUUCGAAAACCCCCACACGAGCACCAUGGCUCUCGUUUUCUAUUACGUCACGGGUUUCUUCAUUGCCGUCUCGGUCAUCGCGAACGUAGUAGAGACCGUUCCCUGUCGGCCCCUUAAAGGCAGCAAGAAAGAAUUGCCAUGUGGUGAGAAGUACUCUUUGGCCUUCUUCUGCAUGGACACGGCAUGUGUGCUCAUCUUUACGUUUGAGUACCUAAUGAGGCUUUUUGCCGCACCCAGUCGUUGCAAGUUCAUGCGUUCGGUCAUGAGUGUAAUUGACGUUGUCGCUAUCAUGCCCUACUAUAUCGGCUUGGUCAUGCCCGAGAAUGAGGAUGUGAGUGGAGCCUUCGUCACGUUGAGGGUCUUCCGUGUCUUCCGAAUCUUCAAGUUCUCGCGUCACUCUCAAGGCUUACGGAUCCUGGGUUAUACUCUGAAGAGCUGUGCUUCCGAGCUGGGCUUUCUCCUCUUCUCACUCACCAUGGCCAUCAUCAUAUUUGCCACAGUUAUGUUCUACGCUGAGAAAGGCACAAAGGGAACCAACUUCACCAGCAUCCCGGCCUCCUUCUGGUACACGAUUGUCACCAUGACAACACUUGGGUAUGGAGACAUGGUUCCGAACACCAUUGCUGGAAAAAUCUUUGGCUCUAUCUGCUCUCUCAGCGGCGUGCUGGUUAUCGCCCUUCCUGUACCUGUCAUCGUGUCCAACUUCAGCCGAAUCUACCAUCAGAACCAGAGAGCGGACAAAAUGAGAGCUCAGCAGAAAGUGCGUCUUGCCAGGAUUCGCUUGGCCAAGAAGGGAACCACCAAUGCCUUUCUACAAUACAAAGAAGAUGGAGGAUUUCAGGAUCUAGACAGUGACAGCGCUUUGUGUCUGAAGAACAGAUCUUCCUUUGAGCACCAACACCAUCACCUGCUACACUGUCUGGAGAAGACAACAAACCAUGAGUUCACUGACGAGUUGACGUUCAGUGAGAUGUGUAUGACAGAGUCAGUGGGCUAUCGAACCAGCCGCAGCACUUCCAUAUCCAGCCAGCAGGGGGUGACUACAUCCUGCUGCCCACGCAGGGCAAAGAGAAGAGCCAUCCGGCUGGCCAACUCAACUGUAUCUGUCAGCCGGGGCAGCAUACAGGAGCUCGACACUCUGCAUGUGCACAAAAGCUCUGCUGGACCACAAAGUCGCUCCAGUCUCAACGCUCGGACAGAAGACCUAAAGCUAAACUGUGAGGACAGGGAUUUCACAGCGGCUAUAAUCAGUAUACCCACGCCUCCCGCAAACACCCCGGACGAAAGCCUACCACCCUCCCCUGCCAUACCAGGAAUCUUACGCAACUCGCGCGCCAGUUCCUACACACACGAGACCAUCAAGAUCUCCUCCUUAUAACCACCAGCAAAUGAGCACCCCCAUUGCACUAAUGGAAAGGGUGGGGGUGGGGGGCUUCUCCCAGAAAAAGACUGGAAUGCCACAGACAUGCUUCAUUCAAAAUUCCUCGACAGACAUGGACUCACACAUACUGACGUGUUUUUGUGACCCUGUUGAACAUCAAAGGCACAAGGACAAUUCACGUAGAUUGAUCGUCAUGUCUGGGGUCUUUCCUUGGAUGACAAUUGAAAAGCUGAAUUCGUAGAUGAAAUCAAAGUUGUUUUAAAAUGAUAAAUCUACAGUCGUUGUGGCAUUUACCUUUAAAGAUAUGCAAUGUUAAAUCAAGCUGGAAUUAUGCCUAUAUGUCCACUGCAUAACACAGCUGCAGGGAGAGAUUACAAAAAGGUGGAAUUGAGCGUUAAAUCAUAUUGACAUUUUGAAACUGUAGAUCUUUACAGGGAGAUGAAAAUACGACAUUAUGGCUGCAAAAUGGCAGGUGGUUUAAAUGUAUCAAUACUUGUAUCAUACCUCUCUAGAUCACAUGCAUCUUCAAACCCCACAAAAGAAAAACAAAAAAGAAUAUUUCAGAGCAGUCCUACCCAAGCAUGCAUGUUGCUGUAUAGUAGAUACCAUGGCAGAGAAUGGAGCUGCUAACAUGCUACUCUCACAUACAUUUGCAUGGAACUACUUUUACAUCUGUUUCGUUUGUCCUGUUUUAUUUCCUAACAUUGAUUAAAAAAGACAGUAUUUACAGAGUAUUAAUGAUCAAUCAUGCUGCACCAAAAGUGCACAUCAGAAGAAAAAAGAAAGAUAAACAAAUAUUUAAAAAAUUUUAAAAAUAUUCUGGCAUGUUCUUUGCAAAAAUCUGAGGCCGGACAAGUGCGGCUAUGUGUUUAUAUGUGUGUGUGUGUGCAUAUGAGGAGUGAUUGGGAAGGAAUUGUGUUAAUUGAUCACAGAUAUGCAUGAAUACCGUUGUAGGUAUUUUUAUGUGUUUUCUCACAUAUGGAAAAAGAAAGGUUUCUAUUGCAACAUGUCUUUUUGAAUCAAAGUGAUUGGAGGGUGUUUACCACUGUUACUUGCACAAGAAUAUGCCGAUAUUAAUCGGAAUAUGGUCAUAUUCUUCUAAUGUAUGCGUUCUACAUUAAUCCGAUUGCCAUAAACAGAUUAAGCCAAUAGUCUGGUUUCUAGAAAUCUGAAUAAGACUGCUGGCAUAUGCUUGUAUUUUUCAGAAUUUUGAGUCAUUUAGGUAAUAUCUGAUAUUUAAUCAGAAUAUGAUCAAAUUCAGAUCAAUUUCAGAUUAUUCUUGUGCAAGUAAAUGCAGUCAUUGAGUUUGACAGAAGUAAUUAGACACGCUUAGCUUUUUAUUUUUCAGUUGGAUUAGUAAUCAUAUGUAACCUUUAAACUCUAACUAUUUUUAUAGUAUCUGCAUCUAACAUGGCUAUUUAACAGUCCAACAAAUCAUUUCAAUAAUCUGUUUUGAUGCUCAUCAGUUACUACAGACGUUACCGUUUUGUCAAUGAGCAUACGCAGCAAUGAGACCACAAUGAGGCAAUAAUACUGUAAUUAUUUUUUACUAAAAAAGAAAUGAAAAAUGGUAUAUGUAAAAAAAAACAAAAAAAAAACGAGGAAUGCAAAUUUGCACUUGACUGUGAUGAAACACAUAUUUGUUACUCUGUUUACAAGCAUUGUUCCCAUGUUAUUUUUACAGUUAUUUGGUUCUCUCUUUUUCCCCUCCAGCUUCAUAAAGUGGUGUGGUAAAUUAGUUAUUGUUCAGGUACCUGCUCUCAUUUUGGGCAGGAAGUAUUGGAUGAAACGGCUCCCAGUAGGAGAUAAAAGAGUUCGAUAUCAAAAGCACAGAGGUGUAAAGUCUAUUUCACAAAUAAAGUGAACAGAACUCCGAAAAUUCAA
Molecule: messenger RNA, 4538 nt
Organism: Myxocyprinus asiaticus (Chinese sucker)
Lineage: Eukaryota; Metazoa; Chordata; Actinopteri; Cypriniformes; Catostomidae
Gene: kcnd1
Product: potassium voltage-gated channel, Shal-related subfamily, member 1
Exons: 7
Coding region: 753-2651 (632 amino acids)
Biological process (GO): potassium ion transmembrane transport; protein homooligomerization
Cellular component (GO): membrane; voltage-gated potassium channel complex
Molecular function (GO): A-type (transient outward) potassium channel activity; protein binding
Source: RefSeq, a predicted model, not a curated record